Molecule: messenger RNA, 4199 nt
Organism: Taeniopygia guttata (zebra finch)
Lineage: Eukaryota; Metazoa; Chordata; Aves; Passeriformes; Estrildidae
Source: RefSeq, a predicted model, not a curated record
GGGCCGCUCCCCGGGGCAGGCGCUGUGAGGGCUCGGCCAGCGGGAGGCUCCGGCUGGGAGCGGCGGCGGGAGCGGGGAGCGCCGGCCGGGGAGCGCUGCCCGGCCCGCUGGCCCCGGCCGCUGCACGGACCUCAGCUGCACCAGGGCAGGUUUGGGUGGGACAUUAGGAACAAUUCCUUCACAGAACGGGUGAUUAGAUAUUGGAAAGGGCUGCCCAGGGCGGCGGCGGUGGCGGUGGCGUCCCCAUCCCUGGAGGUGUUUAAGGAAAGACUGCACGCGGCACUCGGUGCUCUGGGCUGGGUGACACAGUGGGGAUCGGUCAAAAGAUUGGACUUGAUGGUCUCACAGGACUUUUCCGAGCUCAGUGACUCUGGGAUUCUCGCCCUGGCGAGGGCUGGUUCACUCCGGGCUCCUGCCGCAGGUGCCGUUCCUGCCGCUGGCAAGCGGAGCUCGCCUGUGGUAUUGCUUUGGGGAGGUUACUGCUCCUUUUGUGUUCGUUGUAAGCAUGCUUCCAGCAACGCUUUAAGAUUGCAUCUUUCUGUGUUUCUAAACGCGAAGUAAUCCCAGUCUUGUCGCAUGGGCACUAUUCUUAAGUCCUCCUGUGUAUUGUAAAGUUCUCUCCACUUCACUCUACUACAGUUCUGCCUUGAGCUGGAAUGCUAAGCCUUUUUUAUUUUUAAAUGUGUUGUCUUGUUUUGGACUUUUUUUUUUUCCCAAAUACUUCACAUUUCUUCACUUUCAGAGGUGAUCAGCCAGCUCUCCUUCCUUCAGCUGUAGUUAAUGAAGGAGAUUGCUUCCUCUUGUGGGUCUUUACUCAGGUGCCUGUAACUUGCACGUUGCAACUUGCAAGCAUGAGAGGCCAAAAUGUAAUACUAAAUCAGCAAACCUUAUGUAGCAUAGAAAUGGCUAGAGGUGUCUGAUUUUAAGGCCUUUCCCCAAAAUCUGGGUAUGCCAGCAAAGUAAGCAAAGCUGUGAGGGUGGUGAGGCAGAGGCACAGAGAAGCUGUGGCUGUGCCUCCCAUGGGAGUGUCCAAGGCCAGGUUGGACAGGGCUUGGAGCAACCUGGGAUAGUGAAAGGUGCCCCUGCCCAUGGCAGGGGUUUAGCAUGAGAUGGCUUUAAGAUCCCUUCCAACCCAAACUGUUCUGGAAUUCUAUGCUGUCUGUCUCCUCAUCUCUCUGGCCACUGAAAAUUGAUUGUGUGUAGGUGUGAUUAGAAUGAAAGAGGAGAGCUGCUACUGUCUAAUGUCUGCUGUGGCCACCUGGAGAGCCCUUGGAAUGCUGUCAGCAGCUCAGGGGAUCUGCUCAUCUGCUCUCCUCAGCACCCUGCCCUCAGCAGAACCACAAAGCUGUUCUGCAUACUGAUUGAGUUUUGUUAAGCACAAACAGGACCAAAGACAGACGAAACACUGUCAGAAUAGGGAUAGGAUUUUUCUCUGUGCAUUUUUUAUAUGCUUGUGGUUUAAAACACAGCUCCCAAGGACAGAUUUUAAUCUCUGAAUUGUGUUUUUAAGUGCUGUAGGAGCACAAUAGAAGAUUCUCUGGAAAAGAGAGCAAAGCUGAGCCUGCAUUUGUGAAAGUCUCCCUUGCUGUGACCUGUUCCCCUUUUGCUGAUUGCUUAAUAAUGCAUAUUAAUCUUUGAGGAAAGAUGGUGGAAGGAUCCAUCUUCAGUACUUGGAAAAUGUGUAGAUUUUGGAAACAGAAAUUUGUGUUAAUAGCUCUGGACAAGUUAACAAUUUUUAUGUUAGCUGCAGUUUCAUGAAGGAGACAUUGAAGUAAAUUCUGACUUCCUAGCUCUGGUUGCAUGGCAAAUUUUUAUUCCUCAUUUUUGGCUUUAAUGUAAACUCUUCUCGCUUUCACCAAGAUGCGAAAUUUCUUUGGGUAUGCAUGUGUUUGUUACUUAAAAGGUGUAAUUUUUAACUGAAGCAAUGUACUGCUACUAUAAAGGUGUUCAACUUAUUUUCAUAAUUUAAGAGGAAAUUUUAAGGAGUUUGUGUUUUCUUAAAAUUCCCACAACUGUAUGAACAACCAGUGUGUUCUGAAUGUUGUGGUAAACUGCAUGGUCUCUUUAACCCAGUCUGUAAUAGAGGCCUGGAAAAUAUGUAAUUUAUGGAUGAAUUCUUACUGCUACUUGCUGGUGUUUUCUCUCUGAAGUGACAAACUUUGAAGCCCAAAUGUUCCUGUUUCUCCACAUGCUGGUGCUCUCAGGAGAUCUACCAGUCCUUCUGUGUUGAGUUCACACAAAUGCAGAUUCUCAUUGCUCCUCUCUGAAUUUAUUAGAUCCCAUGAUUAUAUCUCUGCAAUUUGGUAGUGCUGGAUGAUAGCAUUGGAUAUAUUUUUCUGAUAGAAAAAUCUGUUUUCCUCUGUUUGGCUUGUAAGUUCAUGAAGGUGCCAUUGUUUUCCUCACAUACACUCCUUGUAUGUUUUUUUUACUUCUGUGCUUUUUGGGCCUCCACUUUUCCUGCAGUUGGAUGGAGAAACAACCUGGUUUGUGCAUGACCGUGGGUGACCACUGCUUUCCUGUAUUUCCCUAGUACUGAACUCACCAGGAUUCAGUGAUGGAGGCUUUGCUGGAAGGAAUGCAAAGAAAUGGGCAGGGGAGCGGUGGGUUCUUGACCUCCUGUGCAGCUGAGCUGCAGGAGCUGAUGAAGCAGAUAGACAUCAUGGUGGCUCACAAGAAAUCCGAAUGGGAAGGGCAGACACAGGCUUUGGAAGCUUGUCUGAGUGCUCGGGAGCAGGAACUUUCCUCUGCCAAGGCAGCUCUGCAGGAAAAACAAAAGGAGGUUGGCCUGCUGCGUCGCCAGGUCGAAGAUGUGGAAAAAUCCAAGCAGGACAUGGUUAGAGAGUAUGAACAACAGCUGAAGAAAUUCCAGGAGGAGUUGUCCCGGCUGAGGAGGAGCUAUGAGAAGCUGCAGAAGAAAAAAACAAGAAGCAGAGGAGAAGCUAACAAGGGACAAGAGGAGGACAAGUUUGAACUGAGCCGACUGACCAGGAAGCUGGAGGAGUUCCGUCAAAAAUCACUUGACUGGGAGAAGCAGCGCCUGCAGUACCAGCAGCAGGUGGCAUCGCUGGAGGCGCAGCGCAAGGCUCUGGCAGAGCACUCCGAGCUUGUGCAGACCCAGCUGGCCAAUCGGAAGCAGAUCCUGGACUCGGUGGAGCUGGCGAGCCGCUCGGAAAUCCAGCACUUAACCAGCAGGCUGGAGAGGGCCAAGGACACCAUCUGUGCCAACGAGCUGGAGGUGGAGAGGCUCAGCAUGAGGGUGGAUGACCUGAGUGAGGACAAUCGCAUGAUUCUGGAAGAUCAGCAGAGAGUUCAAGAAGAAUUAAGGCAGUCCAAGAAAAUGUUAGAGGUGCUACAGGAUGAGAAGAUGGAACUAAAAGCCACCUUGCAGUCUCAAGAAGAUUUCAUUGACAGCUCGAAGCUGCACCAGGAACAGUUACAGAACGAGCUGGACGGGAUGACUGAAACUCUUCACAGAAAAGAACUCCUCAUCAGGGCCUUGGAGGAGCGCUUGCAAGGGAAGGCAUUGUCCUCUGCAGGGCUGGAGCUGGAGCAGGUGCUGCUGCAGCUGGAUGUUGCCCAGAAGAAGGAACAGCACUUGCAGUCAGAGGUGACUCGUCUUGAGAACAGCCUGGUGACUUCAAAUGCCAGGUGUGUGCAGCUGAGUGAGGAGCUGGGUGAGAAUAUCAAAGAGCUGCAGUCUCUGGAAGAAGACCAGACUGAGUCAAGGGCAGAGAUUAAAAAGUUGAAAGAGCAGCUCUCUCAGGCUGAACAAGUGCACAGCAGUGAGCUAGAAGGGUUGAAAAAGGAGAUCUCCAGGCUGACACAGGAGCUGCACCAGCGGGACAUCACCAUUGCAUCGGCAAGUGGCUCCACCUCAGACCUGGAGCAGCAGCUCAGAGCAGAGAUUGAAAGAGCAGAGAGGAAAGCAGUGGAGCACAGGGUAAUUCUGGUCCAGCUGGAAACCUUGAGGCUGGAAAACCGUCAUCUCUCGGAGAUUCUGGAAAAAAGAGAGUGUGGGGGACGAUGGCACCCUGAGAGCACUCAGGGAGGACUAUGCUGCUGAGCUGCAGAAAUUAAUAUCUGAGAACCAGCAGCUGCGGACGGAGCUGGCAGAGACCAGGGCGAGACUGGGGGUCACUGCACAGGAGUGCCCCGAUGGACCUGAGGGCGUGGCUCAGCAGGGGCAAGGCAAAGAACCC